CAGGAUGCCGGCCUGCUGCUACCGAGUCGUAGUGUAGGCUUUUGGCUGGAGAAAGAAUACAGACUCAUUGAAUGAUUUCAGUUGAACAUUUCUUGGUCGAUGAUCUUCGCCAGUGUUGAUUUUGACUGACAAUAUGUCAAUGACCAGCAUCAACUAUGCAGAAGCCAUCUAUGGAGCCUAGAUUUGCAGGCAUUACAUUUUUCGCGACAAGUCAUGUUGGCGAUGUUUGUGGAACAAACGGGCUCCCCCUCACACCCAACUCUAUCACCAUCUAUGGUAGAUCUCAAAUACUUCGUACAUUCUCACAUCCAAAUCUUUGCGCCUAUUUGGACAUUAUUAGAGGAAAACAUGAACGAACAAUGAUAGUAUUGGAGUACUACGCACUUUCUCUUUCUUCGGCUCAAUGUUCUAUUUCUGAGCAGGGAAUUGUGAAAUUGUGCCAGCAAACUUUACAAGCUCUUGCAUACAUCAAUACUUUUGGAGUUGUCCACCGUUGUUUAGCUCCAGAUAAUAUUCUCUUUGAUUCAAAGGGCAAUGUAAAACUGUUCAACUAUGGAUUAUACUAUAUGACUGGGCAAGGAGGAGAUGUGAGCUUCCCUAUUGGAAAUCCUCGUUACACUGCUCCAGAAGUGUUUCUAGUUGAUUCACAAACUGUUUCUGGGCCCAAAGUUGAUGUUUGGUCAUUGGGUAUUAUUCUAGCAGAAUUAGCUCUUGGAGUGGGGCAACUGUGGCCAGAACUGAAAUUAGCUCAGCUUAUGCGCAAAGUUUUGAGUUUGAUUCAUUGUAACUCUGACACCUCAGUUCUGUCCCGUAUUGCUCGUGAGCAUAGCUGUUGGACAAAAUAUGAAAGUCUUCCUAAGAGCCUUGUUGCUUUGAUAAACAGUUGCUUGCAACUCAAACCCUCUGACAGACCUACCCCUGAGGAACUGUUAAAACAUCCUGCUUUCCUUGAACAUGAUAUAGCAAAUUUAGAGAUACAUCCCUUUGAAAGAGUUGAAGGAGUGCGUGGUAAGGAACAUGCACUCAGUAGCCUUCCUUUGCAAGAGCUGUUUUAUUUGUGGCGCCUUGCUGGAGGUGAUGUCCAGGCCGAGUUGAAGAAACAAGGUUUAAUUCGAACCAUGCCUACAAUUUUAUCAGUUCCUAGACUGGUUUUAUUAGAGGGCAAUAUUCUUGGGAAAAGGCGUGACCAGACUUCCUUAUUAGAUUUAAAAAUCAUUCCCUUGUCUCUUGACACCCUUGCUCUUCGCCUUUCAAAUGUUCCUGUAUCUGCUUACUAUCCAUUGAUUGAGACGAGAUCUGAAAUAAUUCAAGAUGAUGAUGAGUGUGAUGCAGCAAACCUGCCAUUAAUUAUUCGUGAGCGAGACACAGAAUAUCAGUUCCGCCGCAUUGUCCUUUUCCGAAGACUUCUUGAAGGCUACCCAUACACAAGAUCUGCUAUAAUCCGUGAAGCACGGAGGGACAUUCCUCCACUGUAUCGAGGUGCAGUCUGGGCUGCUUUGCUGGAAGUUGAAGGAGACAUUGAUGCUCAUUUUAUUGAAACAGAUAAAGAAACACCUACCCACACAGAUCGUCAGAUAGAGGUUGACAUACCAAGAUGUCAUCAAUAUGAUGAACUUCUUUCAUCUCGUGAAGGCCACAGAAAAUUUAAACGCGUAUUAAAAGCUUGGGUGGAGACAAACCCUCAGUAUGUUUACUGGCAAGGUCUUGAUUCUCUGUGUGCUCCAUUUAUUUAUCUAAAUUUUAACAAUGAAGCUAAGGCAUUUGCCUGUUUGUCAGCAUUCAUCCCUAAAUAUUUGCACAGAUUCUUUCUAAAGGACAAUUCAGCAGUUAUCAGGGAAUAUCUUGCAAAGUUUACUCAUAUUAUUGCUUUCCACGAUCCUGACUUGUCCAAUCAUCUCCAAGAAAUUGGCUUCAUCCCAGACCUGUUUGCCAUUCCCUGGUUUCUCACUAUGUUUUCUCAUGUAUUCCCACUCCCAAAGAUUUUGCAUCUGUGGGAUCAAUUACUCCUUGGGGAUGCGUCUUUUCCCCUGUAUGUUGGUCUUGCAAUUCUCCAACAACAUAGGGAUGCAUUGCUUUCCUCUGGAUUUAAUGAAUGCAUUUUACUAUUUUCUGAUCUGCCUGAAGUGGACAUUGAGCGUUGCCUCUCUGAUUCAGUAAGUCUAUACUGUUGUACUCCAAGAAGUACAACAUACAGACAACAUGAACGUGUCGUUGUUAAGACACCUUCACAAAAAAAUCGACCUCACCAUCCCGAUCUGGAGAUGAGUGCACAAACUGUUGCUGAACUUCAGGCAGAAUCCUGUCCACGUAUUAGUGGAGCAGAUCUUCUAGAUCUGUUAGACGCUGUCAAAUUCCCCCGGCCUAAAGUUCUUGUCAUAGAUGUACGAGGCCCAGAAUUAUAUAAUAUUGGCAGUGCUCCUGGUAGUAUAAAUAUACCUCACACUCGUUUUGACUGGACAGCUGAGAUUCCUCAGCUACCAAGCUGUCCUGAAGCAAAUACAUUACUUCAGAACCGUGGGAAAAUAUUGGUUGUGGCAGGGCAAGGGGACUCUCCGCAAGCAGCACAAGUGGCGCAAGUGCUCUUGCGCAGUGGUCUCCCGCGAGUUUGCAUAUUACACCGAGGCAUUGAUGUCCUUCAACUGGGAAAUUUGCUGACAAAACCUUCCAGUACCUGAUCUCCUCUUCAUCGCCAUGCUGGACACCCAAUGCACUUUUUAAGAAAGGUGUUCGGCAUUGCUGCUGAUGGGAAACAUAAAUAAAGACAGGAUAUCUAAGGCAUUCUUUUCUCAAUAUCCAAAUAAAUGUAUAUGCAUGUUACCACUUUGUUAUUUUUAUAAUUUAUAUCCAAAUCAUGUGUUCUAAUUUCAAUGAUGUGUGUAUCUGUAAUGUGUUCAAAAAUGAAAAAUGUUAAUCUGUGUUUUCUAAUGGAAACAUUUGCAUUCCAUGAAAGGGAGACCUUUAAAUGUUAUUCAUCACAAUUAUUUUUAUACAUUCUACUGGAUUUGGCAAUCCAGUCUAAAUAUUGAGCGGCAUUUCAAGUUUUCCUCAAUGCCAAUGGUGAAACGGGAACAAAUUAGCUGUGAUAACUGUAAGUGUGAAGAAUAUCCCAGUAAUAAAAAUAUUUUCUAAUAGUA
Messenger RNA from Thrips palmi, 3134 nucleotides. RefSeq names its product TBC domain-containing protein kinase-like protein. Lineage: Eukaryota; Metazoa; Arthropoda; Insecta; Thysanoptera; Thripidae. The transcript is spliced from 16 exons. Gene Ontology annotation, molecular function: protein kinase activity; ATP binding; GTPase activator activity. Gene Ontology annotation, biological process: activation of GTPase activity; protein phosphorylation. Bases 156 to 2675 code for a protein of 839 amino acids. The record is from RefSeq and is a predicted model, not a curated record.